Molecule: messenger RNA, 7421 nt
Organism: Zootermopsis nevadensis
Lineage: Eukaryota; Metazoa; Arthropoda; Insecta; Blattodea; Termopsidae
Source: RefSeq, a predicted model, not a curated record
CCUUGACUAGCAAUACACUUGUGUGUGCAAUAAACGUAUACUUUUCUUUUUCCAUAUUCUGAAUAUAUUUUAAAAAACGCUUUCAGACAUGAGGAAUUGUGUUGUCUUUGAAGAUAUGAAGGUUUCUGCGACAAAGAGCGUUGCUCUUAAGUCAUGAUAGUGUUUUGCUUACAUAAUGUUUUAAAACUUAUGAAAUAUGCUUAAAUAAUUAUAUUAAUGCAAUUUUUCACAAUGUGACGUUCUUUAGAAAACAUUAUCCAGUAUGAAGAAGUAUGAUUGUUUAGUACAGCGUCGAGUAUAAGAGUCAGGAUGCGUGUAGUGUCCAGCAGAAAGAGAAAAUAUUGGUUUGGUGGGAACGGCUGGGUCGUGUGUGUCACUCUGAUGACAUGCUGUUGGCUUGUAGUCGGUGAUGCAGUGCGGAACACUUCUACGCUGAUGCCACGUGGCAACAGUAGCGUUAAAAUUGGCGCUUCCUCAAGAGCGCGUGAAUCAACUGGUGUUAAAAUUGGUGGUAGUGAGAAUAAGAGGCAUCGCGAAGGUGUUAGAGUUGGCGAAGCGUCCAGAAACAGAGACCCAGUUACUGUAAAGGUAGUGACGACUGUACCGUCUAAAGUGCAGUCCUCCAGUGACAAGACGUCCGGAAACGUGUCUCGAACGAAUGCUGCAGAAGGAAAUCGUUCGGCGACGGUGGUGUCCCCGGGAAGCCUAGCGACUGUACCUGCCCCUUCGUCCACGACGACUAAGUUGCAUAUUGGACUCGUGGUUCCAUCAAAGUCUUUCGGAGUGAGAGAAUAUACCAGAGCUUUCCAUGCCGCCAUAACAGGAUUGCAGACGAGGACGAGAGGCAGGAAACUCAAGUUGUUCUACAAGUACGACAUCAGUCCGAGAUACGACAUGAAACCCCUCACGCCCAGCCCAACAGACAUUUUGAACUCAUUGUGCCAAGAGUUCCUCUCGGUGAAUGUUUCGGCCAUCUUGUAUCUGAUGAACUACGAGAAAUAUGGAAGGAGCACUGCGUCUGCGCAAUAUUUCCUACAACUCGCUGGCUAUCUGGGUAUUCCGGUCAUUGCGUGGAACGCCGACAACUCGGGUCUAGAACGGAGGGCGUCCCAGUCGAGUCUCCAGCUGCAAUUGGCACCUUCUUUAGAGCAUCAGACGGCUGCCAUGUUGAGUAUUCUGGAGAGGUACAAGUGGCAUCAGUUUUCUGUAGUCACAAGCCAGAUAGCAGGACACGACGACUUCAUACAGGCAGUUCGAGAACGGAUCACAGACAUGCAAGACAGAUUCAAGUUCACGAUCCUGAAUGCUGUGCUAGUAACAGACACGAAGGACCUGAUUCAGCUGGUGAAUUCAGAGUCCCGAGUCAUGCUGCUGUACUCCACCAGAGAAGAAGCAAUACACAUUCUGAACGCAGCUCGGGAGUACAAGAUCACAGGGGAGAACUAUGUGUGGGUCGUGACCCAGAGCGUCAUGGAGAACCUACAGACUCCAUUCGCAUUCCCUGUCGGCAUGCUGGGCGUACACUUUGACACUAGCAGCGCUUCUGUAGUGAACGAGAUUACAACGGCAAUCAAGGUGUACGCUUACGGAGUAGAAGACUUCGUCAACGAUCGAAUAGGGGACUCCCGAUGGAAGACCGGUGACCGUUUCUUCAGGUAUCUUCGAAACGUCAGUGUAGAGGGCGAGUCUGGAAAGCCAAACGUCGAAUUUACACAAGAUGGAGUACUCAAGGCUGCAGAGCUCAAGAUUAUGAACCUGAGACCUGGUGUCAGCAAACAGUACGUUUGGGAAGAGAUCGGGGUGUGGAAGUCAUGGGAGAAGGAGGGUCUGGAUAUAAAGGACAUCGUGUGGCCAGGAAACACACACACGCCUCCCCAGGGAGUGCCAGAGAAGUUCCAUCUCAAAAUCACCUUCCUGGAGGAGCCUCCCUACAUCAACCUUGCGCCACCGGACCCUGUCACUGGAAAAUGCAGUAUGAAUCGCGGCGUACUCUGCCGUGUAGCCAAUGAGACGCAGAUGGAUGGAGUGGACAUAAACGAGGCGCAUCGCAAUGGCAGCUAUUACCAGUGUUGCUCCGGCUUCUGCAUCGAUCUUUUGGAAAAAUUCGCCGAAGAACUUGGAUUCACUUACGAACUUGUCAGAGUCGAAGAUGGGCGAUGGGGAACGUUAGAUAACGGGAAAUGGAACGGUCUGAUUGCCGACCUUGUGAACCGUAAGACGGAUAUGGUAAUGACAUCUCUGAUGAUUAAUUCGGAGAGGGAAGCGGUGGUGGACUUCACAGUACCUUUUAUGGAAACAGGCAUCGCCAUUGUGGUUGCAAAGAGGACGGGCAUAAUUUCUCCUACUGCGUUCUUAGAACCUUUUGAUACUGCAUCUUGGAUGUUGGUGGGCGUUGUAGCUAUUCAGGCUGCCACGUUUACAAUAUUUUUGUUCGAAUGGCUCAGUCCUGCAGGAUUUGACAUGAAGCAAGUGUCUCCGUCCCCGAACCACAGGUUUUCCCUCUUCCGCACCUACUGGCUGGUCUGGGCCGUGCUAUUCCAGGCGGCCGUCCACGUUGAUUCUCCGAGGGGAUUUACCGCGAGAUUUAUGACCAAUGUAUGGGCCAUGUUUGCUGUGGUGUUCCUUGCUAUAUACACUGCCAAUUUGGCAGCCUUCAUGAUAACACGCGAAGAAUUCCACGAGUUUUCAGGCCUCGAUGAUUCUAGGCUGUCAAAACCUUUCAGUCAUAAGCCGAUGUACAGGUUUGGAACCAUCCCUUGGAGCCACACAGACUCCACACUCGGCAAAUACUUCAAGACGAUGCACUCUUAUAUGAGGAACCAGAACCGUUCCACUGUUGCCGAAGGAAUAGAAGCUGUGCUUAGUGGGGAAUUGGAUGCUUUCAUAUAUGAUGGCACAGUACUGGACUACCUGGUGGCACAAGAUGAGGACUGCCGCCUACUCACUGUAGGGUCUUGGUAUGCUAUGACUGGAUAUGGACUUGCUUUCAACCGCAACUCAAAAUAUGUGCAGAUGUUUAGUAAGAGGUUGCUCGACUUCCGGGAAAAUGGAGAUCUUGAGAGACUCCGACGAUACUGGAUGACGGGAACAUGUAAGCCUGGGAAGCAGGAGCACAAGUCGAGUGACCCUCUGGCCCUUGAGCAGUUCUUGUCUGCCUUUCUACUGCUUAUGUCAGGCAUACUGUUGGCUGCAGUUCUUUUAGCUCUGGAGCAUGUGUACUUCAAGUACGUACGGAAGCAUCUGGCCAAGACGGACCGUGGUGGGUGCUGUGCUCUCAUUAGUCUUAGUAUGGGUAAAUCAUUAACAUUCCGUGGAGCAGUAUUUGAGGCUCAGGACAUUUUGAGGCAUCAUCGUUGUCAAGACCCUUUAUGUGAUACUCAUCUGUGGAAAGUGAAACAUGAGUUGGACAUUGCACGUAUAAAAAUUCAACAGCUGCAGAAAGAACUGGAGGCACACGGAAUUAAACAAAGCAGGAGGAAGAAGAAGAAACACGUCCCAUCCUGCUGGGUCACCUGCUUCACACAGAGCGAGCCUGCAGGACAGCAGGCGCCCCAAUUUCUGAAUGCAGAUGAUGUCCUGAAACCACGUGAUAUGACAAGAAAUCAUGUGUCCUCUACUGAAUUCACUGGCCGAUUUCAUGAUGAUCGCCCAAUAUACAGGUCAAGCAUUACAGAAAUAGCAGAGAUGGAGACAGUUCUGUGAUGGUGGCACUUCUGGAUACCUCUCAGUAUAUAUAUAAAAACAUGGAGUAACAAGAUCUGUACUGAAGUGGACAGUCAUAUAUAAAAUGAAGUUACAGAUGUGUUUAGAUAUAUCAUGUUUUGUGGAAUGAGAAGGACAGGAUGUGAGAGCAACACUCCUGCUGGGAAGGUUCAAGAUUAUUUCAGCACACUUUUAGAGAAUAAAUGUGAAGACACCAAACACAAUAUUUAAUACAUUACAAAACUGUCAAAGAAAAUGUAUUUUUAUUUUUGUGUUAAUUAGUUGGUGCAGGGAAAAAAAUCAUGUAUGGACGAGGUGAUCAUUGCCUGGUUCCUUAAGUGUUUAUCUAGAUGCCAAAUAGAUGUAAAAAAUCAUGAACAAGAAUGCAUAUUAGCAUGAUCUGUAUUUAACAGUUGCAUGUAAAACACUGAGACUUUUAUGGGAUCCCGAAAGUGCUCAAGAAAUCAAAAUGGUGCUACCCAUGAUAUACACAAAACUUGAAUAAAAACAAGAAAUAUUCUAUACGAAAGCCAAAGGAAAUAAUAGAAAUGCCAUAGACAUUCAUAUAUAUAAAAGUGAUGAUAGAAUAUUGUAUAGAAAAGAGUGUCAACUAUAUUGUCGUUAUUUAUUGUUGAUGUUCUAAUUGUUGAUGUUUGGGCUCUCGUGUCAUUCAUGUAGAUUGCAUGUAGCCAUUCUGAGAAAGCACUCAGUUAAGACAUGGUUAUGUCUGAGUACGUCCUGUUUAUAUAUUUCAGAUGCAGUUCAAUGUAUACCUCUUUAUUAAUCAGCAGGUUUUCUGUAAGAAACUGAAAUGCAGCUCAACGAUUUACAAGAAUUAGGAAGAAAGAUUUUUAUUUCUUCCUCAUGCUUCUAGUUGAAAUCUCCUUACCUUCGUGCCAUUGGUCAUUCCAUAAGAAGUGAAGGAAUACAUUUAUAAUAUUUGGAUGGCCUGUAUCACUGAUUUUGUUAAAAUUAAUAAAUAUACCUUCUUCAUUUUCAUAAUAGGGGUUGAAUUAUAAUUAAUGUUUCUUUCCUUACAGAAGUUAUUUUGGGGGAUGCUUUCAUAGCACCACAAGAAAGUCAUAUCUUUUAUGGAACCCUUUAGUUUCAGUACUUUAUUCAGAACAGCCUGCUACUGGACCCUAUCCUGAGCCAGACGAAUCUAGUCUAUAUCCUCCCACUCCAUUUCUUUAAAAUUCAGUUGAAUAUUAUAAUUCUCUUUAUUGUGACCAGAUUUCUCAACUGAUCUUUUCCAUUCAGGUAUUCUGAUUAAAAAUGUGUAUCCACUUCUCACUUCACCUGUGCAUUCUAUAUGUGCCACCCAACUAAUGAAUUUGAUUUGAUCAUUUAAUUUUGUGCACUCUUUACAAUUUAAAUUCCUGUUGAAUAUGAAACAAAUUUGAGACUCACAGCAGUUUUAUAACAUUAAUUAAGCUAAAAAAAAUGUGAUGUGCUCAAAUUUCAAACAAGAAGACGUGAUACCUACAUCCAUGACACGAGAUUUUAACCUUUCUGCAACCAUAUUAUUGUGAUAUAACAACACACAGCAAAAGUUUCCUUACCAUAAAGCAAAAUACCAGGCACAUUAAUUUUGUUAUUGUGUAUUUACAUACAUCUAGUUCUUAUCUAGAAAAAUCUCUAUGAAAACUAUAGCAGAAAUUGAAUCAAACAACAGUCUCUUAGUUAAAUUUAUAAAACAUUUCUGUACUUGGUUUUUUUUUUAAAUUUCAAAUCACCCUACACACUACCCAUCACAGGGUGUGUAGUUCAAGUUCAUGUUAACAGUUUUAGUAAGAAUGUAAGUAAAUAUGGCUUUGUAUGUGCAUCACAGAGAGCUGUCAAGUAAAAAUAUUAGUUUGGUGCUGUUUCACAUGCUCAGACUUUACUGGGCUCUAUCCAUUAAUAUUUUCUUUUUCCAUUGCCCUUUUACUCUUCUCCUUGAAUAUUAUGGUUAUUUUGGACCCAAUGUCACUCUUACAAGAGGAGCAUGUCUAUGUAAUUUAACUGUGCUUUAUCAGACUGGAUUAACCUACCUAAUCCAUUGGACUUACCCUUAAAUAGCUUGCUCCUUGUCCUGGAGUGUCCAUUUAAAUGGCAGGGUUAGAAAAGGUAGCACAAGGAAACAUAUAAUCUUUGAUCAUGACGUAGAGCUUAAUAUUAGGCUGCAGUGGAUUACAAUAAAAUUGUGAAAAAUGAAGUUUGAAUAAGAUGUUUAUACAUUGCACUGAUAUUAAUUUAUAUAAAUGAAGUUGUAAGGUAUACCUAUACGAUUUAGAAGAUGGCUGUAUUCUGGAAUGUUUAGGCACGUAGUCUUGUAGAAGUAUACUGACAUUUCAGAGAUGCUUGCUGUCUCCAUCAUCAGGGCAAAAGUCAGUAAACUUCUGUCAAACUAAAUGAUGCAACAUUCCAGAAGACAAUCAUCUUCAAACUUGCCACCAUAAGAAAGUGAAAUCUCACUCAGUUUACAAUUUGUUGAAAUGUUUAGUAUUAUUGUAGGAUUGACUGUGCCUAAUAUUUUCCUUUAUACUGGUAUUUUACUUUCAUUGUUUGGAGAUCCUUAAGUCCAGUGUUUGCCUUCCAUGUUGUUUUCAAUAUUGGGCAACCACCCUCUCCCAUUUUUGUCUUUCAGAGUCUGCAAAAACCAUGAUAAAAUCAGAGGUUGAUGAAAUGUGUACACCCACACAAUGCCACAGUUAUCAAAUUAGUCUUCAAAUUAAAAGGAAAUGAACAAUAUAUUUCUUGUUUGUAUCAUAAUUAUAUACUUAUGAAAUAUGAAUUACUCAGAUGAUAAUAUUGUCUAUGUAAGUGAUUUCUCUAAUGGUUGUUAUUUAUGAAAACAUGAAAAAAGAAACACAUUCAUGUUGUUGUAGCCAAUAGAUUAUUUGAGAGAAAAAAAACAAUGACACAUUAGUAUUGUAUAUAACAUAAGCAUGACUAUUUGAAGUUAUGAAAUGAUGAUAUUUAUAUAUGUAACAACAUAUAUUUUUGGUGAGUAUAAGAUCCAUUGUACAAAGAGUCUUUACAAACUUUUAUGUGCAUUUUUUCCAUUUACAUUAGAGGCCUACUGCAAUGAAAACUAAUUUACAUUCUGUGAAACAUUUAAGUUAUUCCUGUCAUUAAUAUUCACAUUCCUAAUGUAUAAUAUACUUUUUAUAGUAAGGGAAAUAUCAGAGUAGGUAUAAAACAUAAAAUUUAUUUACAAACUGUUGUAAUAUAUUAACAUAACCAUUUAUUAAAAAUCCCUGGUGAUGUUAAUAAUAACUUAAUAACUAACGGUUAAUUCCAUGAUUUACAGUAACAGUAACUGGAGGCCACACUGGCAGCUGCUUUUAGAGUGUGAUGAAAGCAUUUUUUACAUUAAUGUAUAAUAUCUGUAUUGUGUUUGUGGUGACAAAUGAUAUUUCCUUUGUUUAUUCUCUACUAUUUAUGUUGAAAAUGUUUAAAGUCAACUGUUGUCUUCUUAGGAAGACACUAUAAAUAAAAAUAACAUGUAAAUACAUUUUAAAAUUUCAGUAAAUACUGUGAGGUUCUUUUCAAAAUUAUGUUGCAAAUAUUCCUGAUAUCUGUAAAAAAAACUGCAGACCAAAUGCAUAAUGAAAGGAAAUUUGUAAUGAUAAAACUGAAACAUUAGCUUAAUAACAACAAUAAUAAUCAUUAUGUGAUCUAAACGUUGCUACUAAACAAAAGUAGAAUUAAAUAUUAUAGUACUCACACAUUAA